Molecule: messenger RNA, 690 nt
Organism: Penicillium soppii
Lineage: Eukaryota; Fungi; Ascomycota; Eurotiomycetes; Eurotiales; Aspergillaceae
Product: RWD domain-containing protein
Exons: 2
Coding region: 1-690 (229 amino acids)
Biological process (GO): cytoplasmic translation
Molecular function (GO): protein binding
Source: RefSeq, a predicted model, not a curated record
AUGGGCCGCGAAGACCAGAUUGAGGAGCGCGAAGUGCUCGAUUCAAUCUUUCCUGAUGAGAUCACCGACAUAUCCGAAACUUCAUACAGAGUAUCCAUUACACUCGACGCCGUUGAAUAUGGCGAAGAGGAAGCAGAACAACCUGUGAUAUGCCUCGAAGUUUCCUACCCAGAGGAAUAUCCUGAUGUUGCCCCGAAUCUCACCAUUACUUCUCCACCAAAUGCCCCGAGGCAUCCUCGACUAGAUGUUCAGGAAGACCGUGACCAAUUGAUGGAGGCCCUUAUGCCCACUGUCGAAGAAAAUAUGGGCAUGGCAAUGGUAUUCACGCUAGUGAGCGCUCUCAAAGAAAGCGCAGAGCUUCUCAUGACCGAACGGGCAGACGCCAUCCAAGCCGAGAAGGACCAGGCUGCUGCGAAGAGGGAAGAAGAGGAAAACCGCAAGUUCCACGGCACAGCAGUCACCGUGGAGUCAUUCUUGGAGUGGAGCGCCAAUUUCAAGAAGGAAAUGCAGGAUCUGGAGACACGGUUACGCGAGGAAAAGGAUGGAGAAGACAAAAAGAAGAAGGUCAUAAAAGAAGAGAAAAAGCUCACAGGCCGCCAAAUGUGGGAGAAAGGCUUGGCCAAGGGCGACUAUGAAGAGGAAGAUGAUGAUACCAUGCCAGCUGUUGAGAAGCUUAAAGUGGCUGCAUGA